UCUAUAUAUCCUGCGUUUCAGCUGAAAAGGAACUUCCUCUCUCAUCAACUACCAUUCCUGCUGAAAUUUUCUACGGCCACCAACUGUUCAGGAACUCUUGCUAUCAAUUGAGGUGCAGAUGCCGAUUAGAUGUGAAUGACGUAGCUUGUGAGUCAUAUUGCUGUAUCCUCUGUCCAAGUGCACCACGCAGAAAGUGCCCAAUUGCCCGAGCUUAAGUGAAGUUAGUUCCAGUUUUUCUUCAGAUGCAAACAUCCCGAACAUCCAACUCUUUCCAAAGCUUUUACAUUCAGCCUAUGCAGCAGAUCGACCCGUACAGCAGUUCCACCUUUCAAAUUCUGAACAAUGACUCAACUGGUAGCAGAAGCCAGGGAACUGAAGUUUCAUUUCAAACUUCCCCUGAUCAGUUCUUCACUCUGGAAUCAACUCCUGCGACUGAUUAUGCUACAUACAGUUCACCUUCAGCUGUAAGUGUCUCUUCAAGCAGAAGUCCAUUUUCUCCCCAGGGUUCUCAAUCGUAUGCAUCCGAUCUUUAUCAGCCAUCUGAUGUUACUUACGGUUCACCUCUGAGUGGGGCUUCUGGGGUUGAUGAUGAAAACAAGUUGCUGCAUGCGCUGUGGGUAUUGAGGAACGAACUUCCGGUUCCUGAAUCUGACACCGAUGAUAGUGGAACCUUUAAUGGUGUAGUUACACAACCUUCUACCUUCACAAGAUAUAACAAAAUCUUGGAAAUGGCCCCUCACAUGGACCUGAUACAAUUGCUUGUUGCCUGUGCUGAAAUAGUAUCGGAAGCCGAUACCAUAUCUAUGUCAGACAGGCAGGUUGCGAUAUCCGCUGCAGAAGCUUUGAUGGAAAUAUUGGAGAAGAACGUUUCCGUGUCUGGUGAGCCUGCACAAAGAUUGGGCGCGUACAUGUUGGAAGGACUCAGGGCAAGGCUGUUAUCGUCGGGAAGCAUAAUUUACAAAAAGUUGAAGUGCAAGGAGCCAACGAGUUCCGAAUUGAUGUCUUACAUGGGCGUCCUCUAUCAAAUCUGCCCGUACUACAAGUUCGCCUACAUGUCAUCAAAUGUUAUCAUUGGGGAAGCCAUGGAGAAUGAAAACAGGAUCCACAUAAUUGAUUUCCAGAUUGCACAAGGUAGUCAGUGGAUAUCCUUGAUUCAAGCUCUUUCUCGUCGGCCUGGUGGGCCACCGUACAUUCGCAUCACCGGUGUUGAUGAUUCACAAUCAACUCAUGCCCGAGGCGGAGGACUUGAUUUAGUUGGUCAGAAACUAGCAAAAGUGGCUGAGUCAUGUGGGGUUGUAUUUGAAUUCAAUGGUGCGGCUAUGUCGGGUUGCCAAGUCCAACUGGAGCAUCUUCGAGUUCGUCACGGGGAAGCCUUGGCUGUGAAUUUUCCCUACAUACUGCACCACAUGCCGGAUGAGAGCGUGAGCACUGCAAAUCAUCGCGACCGCCUCCUCAGACUAGUCAAAAGCUUGUCACCGAAGAUCGUGACCCUUGUUGAGCAGGAAUCCAACACUAAUACCUCCACUUUUGCGCAGCGAUUCUGCGAAACCCUAGACUACUAUACAGCAAUGUUUGAGUCUAUCGACGCGGGGCGGCCAAGGGAGGACAGACAACGGAUGAGUGCGGAGGAGCACUGUGUGGCAAAGGACGUGGUCAACAUAAUAGCGUGCGAGGGGAUCGAGCGAGUGGAAAGGCAUGAGCUGUUCGGUAAGUGGAGAAUGAGACUUGGAAUGGCGGGAUUCUCCCAACUCAGACUCAGCCCGGCGGUUAGUAACUCGGUGAGGGACAUGUUGAAAGCGUAUAGCCCGAAUUACAGAAUAGCGGACCUCGGCGAUGGUGCUCUGUAUCUUGGAUGGAAGAAUAGAGCUUUAGCUACAACUUCGGCAUGGAGGUGAUGAUUGUCCCUGUGUGAAGAGAAUAAUACUUGUAGGUUUAUAUUAGAGUUGACUCUGUAUGUAAAGGGAAUCAAGUGUGUUUCUGUUUGUGUUUGUUUUUUUCCAACAUAUGGACAUACAUGUAACACGUUGUAGUAUGGGGCAUCAGUGGCCAAAAUUUGACAUUCUUUGCCACUUUAUUUUCA
Molecule: messenger RNA, 2080 nt
Organism: Salvia hispanica
Lineage: Eukaryota; Viridiplantae; Streptophyta; Magnoliopsida; Lamiales; Lamiaceae
Source: RefSeq, a predicted model, not a curated record